AUGGCGGAGUUUCCUCCACCUAGCCUCCAACCCGUCAUCCAGGAAGUGUUUGACCUUCUUAAAUCUCGGAAUGAGACCAUUUCUGUUGCCGAGACUGCUGCUGGUGGUCUCAUCUCCGCUUGCCUGAUAUCCGCCCCGGGCGCAUCGGCCAUUUACAGGGGCGGACUCACAGUCUACACCCUCCAAUCGCGCCUAGAAUUCGCGGGCUGGACAUCAGAAAACCUUAAGGACUACAGGGGUCCUACAACUCAGAUUGUUGCUGGCAUGGCUGAUCAUACUCGGCGUACACUGGGUUCAACCUAUGCAAUUAGCGAGAGUGGCACGGCCGGACCCACGGGUGGCACGACAAGAAACCGGACACCUGGUUAUGUAGCGAUGGCUGUAGCAAGUGCAUCGGGGAGCGUUACUCGAGAAUUUGAGACGGGAAGUAAUGAUCGGGCAGAAAAUAUGGUCGUGUUUGCACGAGAAUCCUUGAAACUGCUGAGAGAUGUACUAUCUGGAGCUGAGACUCCAUCGCCUUAA
Penicillium macrosclerotiorum is the source of this 522-nucleotide messenger RNA. RefSeq names its product CinA family protein. The transcript is spliced from 3 exons. Bases 1 to 522 code for a protein of 173 amino acids. The record is from RefSeq and is a predicted model, not a curated record. NCBI's taxonomy places the organism in Eukaryota, Fungi, Ascomycota, Eurotiomycetes, Eurotiales, Aspergillaceae.